AUGUUGCUAGGGACCGGACCGGCGCUGUCUUGUCUCAGCAUCGGGCAAUACAAUAUCUCCAAACGACCCAGCGACGAGUUAAUCCUCCAAAAAACUCAAUUCGGAUGGGUCAUUGGAGGUAGCGUCCCGAUCCCUACGCCGCGAACAACACGCAACACGUUUUCCACCACCAUACAGUUCGAUUUACAAAAUUUCUGGGAGGUCGAAGAAGGACCCCAUAGGCACCAUCCAACACUCGAAGAGCAGGAGUGCGAAACACAUUUCAGCAACAACGUCAAGCGUGACGCGUCCGGACGAUACAUGGUCGCGUUACCCUUCAACGAAAAAAGGGAGGAACUCGGAGGUUCUCGGUCGAUGGCCCUCAAACGCUUCUUGGCACUCGAGCGGAGAUUAGCGCGGAACGACGAAUUACGAAAACAAUACCACCAAGUAAUCAACGAGUACCUCGCGCUCGGGCACAUGACACAGGUAGACACCGUCGAUACACCCGGGUGCUACCUACCACACCACGCCGUUGAAAAACCCUCAAGCACGACCACGAAGGUUCGCGUAGUCUUCGACGGCUCCGCCAAGUCGACCAGCGGCCUAUCAUUAAACGACACGUUACUGACGGGCCCCACCAUCCAAGACGAUUUAUUCACCUUGUUGAUUCGGUUUCGAAUGCACGCAGUUGUCCUAACCGCGGACAUCGAAAAGAUGUACCGGCAAUUCAUUGUCCGACCGGACGACCGUGCAUACUAA
This is a messenger RNA of Megalopta genalis, 741 nucleotides long. Lineage: Eukaryota; Metazoa; Arthropoda; Insecta; Hymenoptera; Halictidae. The record is from RefSeq and is a predicted model, not a curated record.